Molecule: messenger RNA, 2297 nt
Organism: Cuscuta campestris
Lineage: Eukaryota; Viridiplantae; Streptophyta; Magnoliopsida; Solanales; Convolvulaceae
Source: the annotation of a GenBank genome assembly
CGUAACGAAAAAAUGAGCCUGUUUGAGGCUGAUGGGUAUAUCCUUAUACCCGACCCGAAUAACCGGAAGGGACAGGUCAAUAUAUGACCGGUCACUUUUAUCAAUCACCAAAUGAGGUUAACUCUUCAAUUGGGACGGGUCAAAAGUUGACCGGUCACUUCCACUAAAAAAGUGACCGGUCACAUUUUGGGCGAUAGCCAAAAUGUUGCCUCAUGCUACAAAGGACAUUAUAGAAGACCAGAGAGACGGGCUGAGCUCAAGAAAUGACCGGGUAACCUUUGAGAAAAGUCAUCAGAGCGGCGGCAAUCAGGAGUCUGUUCAAUCAAGGCGAUUGACCUCCAUUAAUGGCGGCGAGCGGUGCUUCUUCAUCGAAUGUCGAUUCCUUCAGGAUCUCAGAUUUAUAGGACCAGAUAUAUUCUCUGCAGCAAGGUUCCGGCCUCUCCCCGUCUGUUAUUGCAAUCCAAAGUGCAGUUGUGGAGCUCUGGGGGUGAUACAGAAGCACCGGGAAGAUGACCUCGUCAUCUGUUUGUUAAAAGGCCUGAAUGAGAACUACUCCGGCGUCCGGUUCCAGAUCAUGCUCAUAAACCCUCUUCCCAACUUAGGGAAAGUCAUGGAAAUUUUGCAGGACCGCGAGCGCCAGUUACUGCAAGAAGGCACAUUGUCCACUCCUCAAGAAACUCAAAGGGGCUCGAAUUCGCAAGGGAAAAGGGCAAUGUGUACAUACUGUGGGCUGUUGGGGCAUACCAUUGAGAGAUGCUACAAAAAACACGGAUAUCCGCCGAGGUUUAACCAAUCGAAGCAAGGGGAAAGGUCUCACUAUGAUCAUCUUGAUGCUCGAACAAGUUCAGAAGUGGGUUCUUUUCAAGGGCUCACUCCUUCUUGGAGUAACAUUGAGCACAUGGUGACUGGAGUUCAAGCUGAAUCUACACAGUUACGCUUGGUGUCACAUUGUCAACCUAGGCUAGAUAUGGCAGGUAAGGACUCUCAACACACAUCAUCCCCAUGGCCACACCUUCAGGCAGAGAUUCUGGCUAUGAUUUCAGACCGCCUUGAAGAAGACAUUGGCAACCUUCGCCUCCGCUCUGUUUGUUCAAAUUGGCGCUCCACUGUUCCCCUUCGCAAACCUGAGUUAUGGGCCUCUUUCAAACCCCCCUUCCCUGCUUUCAUCAACCCCAACCGCCCCGGCAACUUCAUUCUUUCCAGCAGCACCAUCUACUUACUCCAAUCAGCUCAACCCACUUCGCCGUGGUGGUUGAUCCGGUUAGAAAGAAAGAGAGGCUUUGGGAAAUUCCGCCCUCUGAGCCCAUUCUCCAGAACUAUGACCGAGGAUCAUACCCCAAAGAGUUUUCCCAGAGGGCUUAACUUGCUGGAUGUUCGGAUACGCGAAAUCGGAAAGGCAUAUAGUUUGGAUUUCUUCGAACAUGGCAAGAAGAUGGAGACAAAUCUUUACGAGAUGAGCCUCAGGAAAGUGGUCAUGUCUUCAGUUCCCUGGACCAGAAACUCUGGUGAAGAAGGGGGUUAUGCUGUUCUCGCGCUUUUCUCUGGAAAGUUGGCGUUUAUAAAACUAGGCGAUGAGAAUUGGAGUCAAAUUGACUGUCUAGGUGGGGCUACUUAUUAUGAUAUUCUCUACAGUAAAAAGAAAGAUGUGUUCUAUGCGCUUGAUACGUUAGGCAGGCUGGUCGUUAUAAUUGACAAGGAUCUCAAGGCAAAGAAGAUUGUCUCUAAAGAGCAUUUUUGCUAUAGUCGCUCAACUCGCAAAGAAAGGUACUUGAUUGAGUCUAAUGGAGACUUGUUCUUGGUCCACAUGCUUCCUGAGCGAGACUAUAGCAUUUUAGAAGUGUUUGAAGUUGAUGUUCUCAAGCUCAACAAAAAGAGGGGAGACUGGGAUUACUAUGUGGAUUCAUUGGGCAGUGAUCAAGUGUUUUUUGUCGGGGAUGAUUGUUCCUAUGCCGUGCCAGCUCAGGAGUUUGGAUUGGAGGGCAACUGCAUUUACAUAGCCGAUGAGCGUUUCAUGUAUGACAACGAACAAGAUGGGAAACACGGAGGCAUAUGCCUCGACGGCGGCGUUUACUGCUUCACCGAUGGGACUUGUGGGCCCUUUGCUUCGUACCCUGACCGUUGCAAGAUUUUCUUGAACUCGCCUGAAUGGCUCAACGGCCCAGAGGCAAAAGCUGGCAACACCAAGGGGAAAAAGCGCAGUUCCAAGAAAUCAAAGUAAGAUUUUCAGCAUUUUCUUUUCAUACUCUUACAAUACCCAUGCAUCUCGAGUCCUGACUGGAUAAAUAGUAGUAUGUUUG